UGGCAGCUCACACUUAAACGGGAAAAAAAUCUUAAUUUAAUCACAAUGUGUCGAUAACCAGUGCAUCUAAUAUAGUUUUCUUAAGUUAUUUAUAAUACACAUUUAGAUUAGUAAGACAGGUCAACAUUCAUUAAGAAAUGGCUCAACUAUAUAUAAACCUAUAGAUGGAAGCCUCUAGGAUAUCACAUUUGACUAGCUCUAAGAAGGAUAAGUUUAAGCAGGAUUAAUCACAAUUAAUUGAAUAUGGCAAGUUUCAUCAAGUUAUGGGUUUGCCUUAUCUUGCUUCUACUCGAGCUCUCGGUGCAUCAAUGCCGGCCACUGGUUGGGGAAGAGAGGCCUUCAGAUUCGGGGAACAUAAGAAAGAUGAUGAGAGAACUUCUCAGAAGAUCAGAAGAGAUGAAGGUGAGAUCUAAAGGCGAGGAAACAGUCCUAGGCCAUACCUUUGAUUCAAAACGACUUAGCCCGGGUGGACCGGACCCUAGACAUCAUUAAAACCGUGUGUAAUUGGUAUAUCCUUUGGUGAGGUUUUCACGCUUGUAACGUCAAUAGAGGCUUUGCAUAAGGGUCUGUGGUGUGUCCCUAAGGUUUUUUUUUUUUUGUUGUUGCUAAUGUGUAACCCUAAGGUUACCAUCUUAUUAACAUUGACAUCAAACUAUCUUGAAAUAGAAUGUCUGUGUGUUUAUCUAAACCAAGCCGUACUAGAUCAUUGUCCUUCUUUUAAUAUUAACCGGAUUUCUUUUGUGUGUACCAAAAACUAUGAGGACUGGAAUAUGAUAUAUCUCUCUUUUUUUUUGUCUUAACAGAUGGUUAGUUAAAAAUGACCACCAUGCACAAGUCCAUGGGUUUAAUUAUAUCAUUUCAGAAUCUAAUUUCGUUCAACUUAUUACAGUUCAAAUAUAGUAUCAGAUUAUAACAAGCACAUAUUGAUUUCUACUGAUUGCAUUUUAUAAUUUAAACCAUUACAAAUUUUGAAGUCUCGGAAGUAAAAGCUACAUUUCUAAUUAAUUUAUGCUAUUCUAAUUAAAAAAUUUACUCCCUGCUGCUCUACUUAGGAUAUUUCGAAGAUAGUUUAAAACGAACAGGCAUUGCUAAUCACUCGUCAAACUAAAUAAAGGAAGACAUUAUUCAAUACUUUUUAGCGUGGAGUACGUACUCUCUAUUCAAUAAUCCCACUACUAUCGUUGCAUAGAUGUAUCAGAUUAUAACAAGCACAUAUUGAUUUCUACUGAUUGCAUUUUAAAAUUUAAACCAUUACAACUUUUGAAGUCUCGGCAGUAAAAGCUACAUUUCUAAUUAAUUUAUGCUAUUCUAAUUAAAAAAAUCACUCCCUGCUGCUCUACUUAGGAUAUUUCGAAGAUAUUUUAAAACGAACAGGCUUUGCUAAUCACUCAUCAAAGUAAAUAAAGGAAGACAUUAUUCAAUACUUUUUAGCGUGGAGUACGUACUCUCUAUUCGAUAAUCCCACUACUAUCGUUGCAUAGAUGUAUGCCACGACAAAAAUCGUAAUCAGUCGAAAGUGGAUGCUACCACAUAUGUUAAUCUCAGAAAGUACACUUGCACGCAUGCAUCUCUCUCUCUAUAUUAUAUAUACACACACAUAUAUUAUUAUGUAUAUCCUAAAACAAAGAAAAUUCUCGCACCAACUUGGCACAUUUUAGAAUUCAACCGUCGCUUGACUG
Molecule: messenger RNA, 1679 nt
Organism: Brassica napus (rape)
Lineage: Eukaryota; Viridiplantae; Streptophyta; Magnoliopsida; Brassicales; Brassicaceae
Product: CLAVATA3/ESR (CLE)-related protein 4
Exons: 1
Coding region: 244-492 (82 amino acids)
Biological process (GO): cell-cell signaling involved in cell fate commitment
Molecular function (GO): receptor serine/threonine kinase binding
Source: RefSeq, a predicted model, not a curated record